Fusarium pseudograminearum CS3096 is the source of this 2082-nucleotide messenger RNA. RefSeq lists its product as uncharacterized. The record is from RefSeq and is a predicted model, not a curated record. Gene Ontology annotation, molecular function: protein binding. The transcript is spliced from 2 exons. NCBI's taxonomy places the organism in Eukaryota, Fungi, Ascomycota, Sordariomycetes, Hypocreales, Nectriaceae. The coding region runs from base 1 to 2082 and encodes 693 amino acids.
AUGGCCGACAAGUUAAUAUACGGAGGCGCAUGCCUACGCAGAGCUCUACAGUUUUUUUCACGCCAGAGAUUGGCUACCAGGCCUGUUCUCGAGUCUCAAUAUCGUUCCUUCCACAAAUCCCAGCGAACGUUUGAUUCAACGGCAGUCAAACCAGCGAGAGCUACACCAACAGCGGGAACGACAACUACCACUGUAUCAAAGACACGAGCGCCGAAACAAUUCAACAAAGACACUCCAAGGAGUCUUGAAGAUGGUGUUGAGAACUCGGCCUCGGCGGAAAAGGAAAAACUCAAAAUGGAACGGGCCGCUAAAGAGGAGAUGAAAUAUCUGGGUGACGAUCCAUGGAAAUUCUCACAAUAUGUCAGGCAAGCGCUGGAAAAAGGCAGAUUUGAAGAAGCCCAUUAUGUCGUGCAGACGGGCAGUAGAAGAUUGCAAUUGGUUGUGCCGUGGACCUUGUUGAUGGACUACAUGUUGCAGCAACAACAGUUGACCAAAGCAAUCAGAAUAUUCAACGACAUGAAGAAGCGUGCGCAGUUCCCCAACGCUUUGACUUACACUACCUUGUUUCGCGGUCUCGCUAGAUCCGAACACCCCAAGCUUGCUGUCGCCGAGGCUGUAAAGCAAUACAACAACCUUCUGAAGGACACCCGUUUGGAGCCAAACACAACCCAUUUGAACGCGGUUCUAAACGUGUGCAACCGAGCGGGCGAUCUAGACUCAAUGUUCUCUAUCGUCGAUACCAUAAACGAUUCUACGCGAGCCGCGACUGCUUACACCUAUUCGAUUAUCAUCAGUGCUUUGCGAUGGAACGUCCACAAAGACAUCAAGGAUUUAACAGAUGAGCAGAAGGAUUUCAACAUAAGAAACGCUCUACAACGCGCCAAAGUUAUCUGGGGGGAGGCCAUGGGCAAAUGGCGGCAAGGGCGCCUGGUUAUCGAUGAAGAGUUUGUCAGCUCGAUGGGCCGUUUACUGCUAAUGUCAUCUGACAUAGCUGACAAAAAGGAGAUUCUCGAUAUUGUCGAGCAGACCAUGAAUGUACCCAACUUAUCUAAACUCCAAGAACGCUCCGCUGCCGACGCCCGCAAAACCGACCCCAAGACAGGUGCAGUUGCCAAAAAGGACGGCGGUGGCGUCUAUGCCACUCCUGGCAAUAACACUUUGUCAAUGUUGCUACAGGUUGUACUCCAAACGAAACAGAGCAGUAUCGGCAUCAAAUAUUGGAACUUCUUGGUCCGCGAGUUCAACAUGGUACCCGAUAGAGAUUGCUGGAUGCGUCUGUUCAGCAUACUUAAGCAAGCCAGAGCCAGUGCACAUGCCACUGAGAUUCUGUCGAUUGUUCCACAGGACAUUAUUGGCCCGCGUAUCUACCGCAUGGCCAUGGAAACAUGCAUUCGCGACAACAUCAACCUGAACGUUAUCAAGAAUGCCGACCGUGCUCUCGACAACAUGAUGCAGCGCAUCAAGACCCCUGAUCCCCAGACAAUGCGUCUUUACCUCACUGCCGUUCAGAACACUCACUAUCACCUACGAUCUCGUGCCAUAGACGGCGAUGUGGCUGGUGCAAAGCGGGCAUACGGUAUACAGGUCACCAAAGCUCUCGAUCGUUUGUGGGUGCCGUACCGCAAACUCCAUGAUCACUUCUUCCGCGAUGCCAAGGCUAAAACGGAUCAAGAUGGAGGAAUUUUGUACAACCAACAACGCGAGGUCAUUGCCCUUGCUCGUAUCAUGUAUGGGUCUUUUAACAAGGUCAUCCAGCAAGAGAUGCUUCCUGUGGAAGACCUUCAAAAGAUCCGCCCCAUUGGCGGCCGCAUCAACCGCGAAAUCCAAGCCUUCUUUGCCCAGCGCGAAGAAAAGGAGCCCAACCUGCGCAAGACAAAGGGUCGCGGCGCAGCUGAAGAGGAGAUGUCUGAAUACUACACUAUUAUGGAAAUAGAAUCUUUCUGGGACACGACACAAGCGGGCAGGCCCCCGAGAGAGAGAAGAUAUGAAGAUAGACAUGGCAGGGAACGCAGUGACGACCGCAGACGCCACAACGAAGACAGGCGUGGUAACGACUCCAACCGUUCAGGUCUGGCUGGAUAG